UCAAGUACUUUCUGAUAAGACUUUGUUGAUAAAUGUGCUUCCAUGUGAAAAUAAUAUAAAUACGUCUCAGUUUAACAAUUCGAGGGCGAAAGUGAUAUAUUCAUUGACAAAAGCGAUAGAACCCCACAUGUGACGGCGCAAUGAGUGGUGGAAUGAUCCACGGUCUCAGCUGGUGCCCCAACGUGACUGAUAACUUCGUGACAUGGGGGCCAGAGGUGAACCUCUACAAAGUCCAGGAAAAUUCUGACGCAGUCCGGACAAAUUCCUCCAUUGAACUUUCACCGCACACGUACGCGUCGCUGCUUGCAUCCGAAACCCGGUACCAAUAUGUUCGCUGCAUGGCGCCCUCAUAUUCAAAGGAGGUCUUGGUCGCAAUAGGCCUGGCAAGCGGGAAGGUGAGCUUGUGUAAUUUCGACUCUAUCAACGAUCAUAACAUGGAGUUCACUCCGCGGCAGCAGAGAACUUGCUUGUGCCUCGCCUGGAACGAGGUCGAACCAAAUCUCCUUGCGAUAGGACACGACCGUAACCGCUCGGACUAUUGCAUUACGAUCUGGGAUGUAGACCGCGGGAUACCAAAAGAACCUUCUAGCCUGAUUGGCUUGGGGGAUACGGCCCAUUCGCUGUGCUGGGACAAGAUAAACAAAUUGCUCGUGGCGGGAGUGAGUCAGAAGUCGAUCAAAUUGUACGAUACCCGACAAAGCAAUACAAAUUGUGCGUCCAUACAAACAAAGUUGGUCUAUGGGCUUUGUGUAUCGCCCAGCGGUCGAUAUCUUGCUAGCUAUGUCGAUACCGUUGUCGGAAUUUGGGAUCUACGAAACAUCGACAAGCCAUUGACUCAAAUUCAAACUCUCAAAAACAUAACUAAUUUGACAUGGUGCCCAACAAGGACUAGCGUUGUCUCGGCAAUCCAACGUGACUCCCCACUUUGUCAUAUGAUAGAAGUCCAUUGCACCGAUAUCGAUGAUGGCUGUGAUAUAUAUUCAACAAAAAGACUGUUAGCACCAUUUCAAACGAGAAACACUAUAACGAGUAAAAUCAGCACUUUACACGAUUUCUCAUGGCAUCCAACGAAUUACGAGCGGGCAUUAUUCUUGUCUGACACAGGAAGGAUAAUUGAUUACACGAUACCAAUAAGGAAGACCAUUCAAUGGGAUCCAAGAAAUAAUCUUUCACCGGAAUGUGAUGACAUUGCCAAGGUUAUCAAUCGAAGAGCACUAAACGAUUAUGGGUUGGAGAAUGAAAUUAAGAAAAACGGAGAUGUUGCACAAAAUCCCACCUUGAAAUCAGUCUGGAAUCUGUUAGCAAAUAUGGCGAGAGAUGGACAACUAAUCGGCCUAAAGAAAAUUUUAGGCGUUAGUAGCGCAGCGGAUGGUCCACCAAUGUCAAAAAGUGAAUGUGAUGCUAUUCAGUGGCCAGACUUUUCAAAUUCUUGUUCAUUUGCGACUAUUUACAAAAGUGAACAGCGUGAAUUUGCACAGUGCCUAUGCGGGUGGACAUUCGAAAAUAACUUUUCGGUAAUGCUGAACAAAUUUAUUCCAAGCUUAUGCUCAAGAAAGGAGUUUUCUAGAGCAGCAAUGAUAUGCACGUUCUAUAUGAAAAUAAAGGAAGCAAUUGACAUUUUGUCAAAGGCAGCAACGGACCAGAAUGCGGCCAGCACAACUUAUCGACUAGCAGCUAUAGCGUUGACCGGAUUCAACGCAGAUCGCAGCAAAGCUUCAGGCGAAAAUCAACGACCGUCCGCCUUUGCGCAAAUUAAUGAUCCAUAUUUACGUACCAUUUUUGCCUUUCUAUCAUCCGAUUCAGACAAUUACGACACUGUCAUUAAUGAAAAAGAGAUAUCUUUAGCCGAUCGAAUGGCGUUUGCUUGUAGAUAUUUAAGUGAUUCAAAGUUGGCAGAACUCGUCAAGAAUACAAUACAAAACUGUAUUGAUAACGGCGACUUACAUGGGCUACUGUUAACUGGAGAAUCCAAGGAUGGAAUCAACUUACUCCAAAGUUAUUUAGACUGGACAGAAGAUAUCCAAACAGUGUCCUUAUUAGCAAUAAGGUUUUUCCCUAGCGAAGUUCACACAGAACCCAGAUUCAAGUAUUGGAUCGAAACCUAUCGGGAUUUAUUGGACACGUGGGAGCUAUGGGAGAAGCGGGCGGAAUUCGACAUUAAGAUGGAGUCCCUCCAAGUUCCCCCCAAGAUAUCACGUUCUGUGUUUGUGCUUUGCAAUUUCUGUGGAAAAUCCGUUUCGAGUGCGCUACAAGAUGAUGUUAGGAUGCGAAGUGCGGCAGCAAAUCCUAAUAAGCUAUCAUCAUGUCCAAACUGCCGAAAACCGCUGCCACGGUGUUCACUGUGCCUUCUACAUAUGGGCACAACAACUGCAACUUCUUUACACGGUACUUCAGCUCAGAAUAAUGUGGGAUGGAAGUCUAAGGCCUUCUCGAAAUGGUUUUCAUGGUGUCAAACAUGCAGGCAUGGUGGACAUACAGAACAUCUUAUGGAGUGGUUUAGCACAAAUCCGGAAUGCCCUGUAACGGCGUGCUCAUGCAAAUGUUUUUCAUUGGAUUUUCCGAUACCUCCGCUUAAGCAGAAUUGAUUUUAGAGGAACUAAUUUCUAAGUCAUUUUUCCCAUGUAAUGAAAUAAAAAUAUUAGCACUCCAAA
This is a messenger RNA of Hermetia illucens (black soldier fly), 2651 nucleotides long. It is a transcript of the gene mio, whose product is annotated as GATOR complex protein MIOS. The transcript is spliced from 15 exons. The record is from RefSeq and is a predicted model, not a curated record. The coding region runs from base 141 to 2585 and encodes 814 amino acids. Gene Ontology annotation, cellular component: cytoplasm. Gene Ontology annotation, biological process: positive regulation of TORC1 signaling; cellular response to amino acid starvation. Gene Ontology annotation, molecular function: protein binding. Lineage: Eukaryota; Metazoa; Arthropoda; Insecta; Diptera; Stratiomyidae.